AUGCGGGUCAGCUGUAAUGGAUGCCGAGUCCUCCGCAAAGGCUGCAGCGACGACUGCCCCAUCAGACCCUGCCUCCAGUGGAUCAAAUCCCCUGAAUCCCAAUCUAACGCCACCGUCUUCCUCGCCAAGUUCUACGGCCGCGCCGGCCUCCAGAACCUCAUCAAUGCCGGCCCCGACCACCUCCGCCCUUCGAUUUUCAGAUCGUUGCUAUACGAGGCGUGUGGCCGCAUCGUGAACCCGAUCUACGGCUCGGCUGGCUUGCUGUGGUCGGGCAACUGGCACCUCUGUCACGCCGCCGUCGAAGCCGUCCUAGCCGGCGCGCCGAUCGUGCAGGUCUCUUUGGAAACCGACGAGAGCACAAUGAGCCCGCCAAUCAAGGCGUGCGACAUCCGCCACGUGUCCAAGGACGAGAGCUCGGCUGCUUCUCGAGAUGUGCACCACAAGGUGAGAACUCGUGGGAAGUUCAAGCGCGCCGGCAAGAAGCCGAAGGGUGGGGCGGAGCCGGCUGUUGACGAAGCCGAGGCGGCCCGGGUUAUGUGGAGCUGGUCGAAUAAGAAAGAGUUUGACCGGUCGGCGAGUCAUGACUCGGUGGUCAGUCAUCAGCGGAGCGAGGGUGAUAGUGGGUCCGUGGAGACGGUGGAGGAGUCGUUGGUGAAGGCGGAUGAGGGAGCCGGUGGUAGGGGGGUUGAGCUGGAGCUGAGUCUCGGCUUGGAGCCGAUCCUGAGGGCUGAGAAAGCUUUGAAGGGUGGGGAGGUGAUUGACGGUUCAUCGGACGCCACGUGUGAGGUUCAGCUGGGCUUGAAUUUUCUUGUAGGAGUUUAGGCUUUACCAAAUCUGUGUACUUCAGAGUUCAGACCAAACAAAAAGAGGAAAGAAUCGGUGUAACUUUAGACCGUUAGAUUAACCAGUUUUGGUCGGCCCAGAUCAAACAAUCUGUCAUAAGUUUUGGGAAAUAUUUUAUUUCAUUUUUGCUUUUACCUGA
This is a messenger RNA of Rhododendron vialii, 982 nucleotides long. Its product is annotated as LOB domain-containing protein 40-like. The transcript is spliced from 2 exons. Lineage: Eukaryota; Viridiplantae; Streptophyta; Magnoliopsida; Ericales; Ericaceae. Gene Ontology annotation, biological process: regulation of gene expression. The record is from RefSeq and is a predicted model, not a curated record. Bases 1 to 822 code for a protein of 273 amino acids.